This is a messenger RNA of Rotaria socialis, 1539 nucleotides long. Lineage: Eukaryota; Metazoa; Rotifera; Eurotatoria; Philodinida; Philodinidae. The record is from the annotation of a GenBank genome assembly.
AUGGAAACUUCAUCAUUAUCAAUGAUAAGAGAAAAUGAAAAAUUCUUGUCGACAAUAAUUGCAUCUCCUCUGUUCAAUGACAAGGUGAUGACCCCGGACGAAGAACAAGAAAAAAACGGCAAAGAACAAGAAGAAAACAUGCUUUCAUCAACUCAUAAGCAUAGUUCUGCUCGAUCGAACCUCGAUUACGAGAAAAUGCAAUCUCUUCAAGUAACAAUUUCUACAAUAGUUGAGAAUCUUGUAACACAAAUUGAUUCCAAUACAAAUAUUCCAUCGAACUCAUCGGAAGAACGCGAAUCAAUUCAUGUAGAAAAACAAGACGAUUUUAAAAUGACAAAACGUGCAUUACGUUCACGUGUACAAGGAAAAUUAAAUCUAUCGGUACCUUAUCAACUAUCGAAUGAUAACCGACGUGUGUCAAAUCGACGGCGAGCUUUAGAAAAAAAUUCAUCUUUCGAUACUUAUGAAAAACUUCCACGAAAAAAAACUACAUCCGAACGUUCGAAUGAUCCAACAACAGAACUUAAUCAUGAUCGUACUCUAAUCAGCGAUGAUAUACAUAUAAAUGUUGAUGAAGGAACUCAUGCAAAUAAAGUAACGAUAAAUAUGAAGCAAAUUCAAAUUCAUAGUCAUUCAGAUAUUGAUUCUUUACCACCAAAUAAACGUCGAUUACGUGAACGACAUGCUGCUAUUUUAAAUUCUGUUGAUACAUCUACAACGAAUAGUUCUUCUUCAACCGAAGAGAAUAUGCCUAUAGAACCACCGACACGAGCAAUACCAAUAAAUUGUAUAAAAAAAUUCAUUGAAAUUCGUCAACAAAUUGAAAAACGGCAUGACGCAAUGUUACAUGAUUUUGUUCAACCAAAAAUUCCAAAAGAUUUUGCUGAAACGCUAAUGGCAAAAAAGAAUUAUUUAAUCACGCCAUCAUAUAAAUCAUUUUCGACAACAACGCCAGCAUCACUUGGUAUUAAACGUCUUAAUCCGCCAUUGGAUCUCGAUUCAGAUUUGUCCGAUGUAUUCGCUCGUCAAGAAGACGAAAGAUAUAGAAUGAAAUUGAGACAUCAAGUUGAACGAGAAAAAUUAAUUUUAUCACAUGAACAAGAAAUUUUACGUCUCUAUGGAAAUGCUACACGAUUAUCAAUACAUCAAGAUAUACCAUUAAGUUAUUGUUCAUUACUUAAAGACAAUGAAGUUUAUAAUAAUCCUCUGAUACAAGAACGUGCAUCAUCAUUUAUUAAUAAUGAUUUUACAAGUACAGAAUUAGGUAAACGUGGCAAAAAUCGUUGGAAUGGACGUUCAUUUAUUAAGUGGCUUGAAGAUUCAAAUCUUAAAUAUAAACGUCUUAGUUGUGAAACUAAUCAACGACAAAAUCUUGAAGCUAAUACACUUUAUUCUAUGCAACGUAUGGUUUGGUUAAAACGUUUGCCCAAAGAAACUUCAUCAUCCGGACGAAUAAGUUCUCUUUUAUCUGAACAAUAUCUACCUAAAGUAGAAAUAAAUAAUAACUUUUGGACAGAAUGGGAAACAAAUUCAAUUUAG